Molecule: messenger RNA, 4287 nt
Organism: Melanotaenia boesemani (Boeseman's rainbowfish)
Lineage: Eukaryota; Metazoa; Chordata; Actinopteri; Atheriniformes; Melanotaeniidae
Gene: mbtps1
Product: membrane-bound transcription factor peptidase, site 1
Exons: 23
Coding region: 467-3688 (1073 amino acids)
Biological process (GO): proteolysis
Cellular component (GO): Golgi apparatus
Molecular function (GO): serine-type endopeptidase activity
Source: RefSeq, a predicted model, not a curated record
AACCAGACGUCAGUUUUCCGCAGCUGUACGGUUUAGAGACUUCGUUGCUAGCCUUUGUUCGCUGGACGUUAAACUACAGACAUAACAGCCAUAAACACAUCAGUAGUUGGUGUUAUUGAGGGGAUAAAUAUAAGCUUUGGUUGGUGUUGAGCUCGGUGAAAACAAAGCAUCGAGUAAGAACUCCAGGUCAACUUCGGCUGCUUUCUCCGCCACCGCUUCCUCCAAACCAACCUCUACUCUUGCAUGUUUGCCUGCCUCCUCUACUUGUAACCAUGGCGACAGUGCUCCUGCUCUGGCCGUGUCGCUGAGCCGCCACCACGGACUACCACCAUGGAGAGAAAGCGCAGAAAGAAAUUAAUCUAGCUGCUCCGGCCAUUUGCAGUAUGGACUCGUGUUUGGAGCUGUGGACCUGAUCCUAUAACAGCCGUUAGCUGCUGACACGCUUUCCACUACUUUACAACUCAAGAUGCUCCUGUUUUCUGUGUUGGCGUCCACGCUUUUGGGGCUGCUUGCAGGAUUCUUGCCUGCAGUGGGGACGGAGCCAGAACAAGGGGCCAAACCCGAUUCCAAUCACACCCCCAAUGUGGAGCCCCUCCUCUCGUCACCUGGGUCCAACUGCUCCCACUUGACCCUUAAACUGGAGUUCUCUUCUGAAGUAGUGGAACACGAGUACAUCGUGGGAUUUACAGGGUAUUUCUCCGCCAAAGCCCGCAGCCUGUACAUCAGCAGCGCCUUGCGGACCGCUGCUGAUGGCGGUCUAGAGUGGCACAUCGUUCCCAGAGAAAACCCAGCCUCCGACUUCCCCAGUGACUUUGAGCUGGUCCACAUCCGUCAAGCUUCCCCCAGCAGCCUGCUGACCUUAGAGGACCACCCUUACAUCAAGAGGGUGACGCCGCAACGCAAAGUGUUCCGCACACUAAAAUACAUUCCCUCACCCGAACCUGCUGCUCCCUGCAAUGCCACACCUGGGAACCAGAAAUGGCAGUCAUGGCAAUCGUCCCGGCCUUUCAGACGAACCAGCCUGUCACUGGGCUCUGGUUUCUGGCACGCCACCGGUCGCCACUCCAGCCGGCGACUGUUGCGUGCAAUUCCCCGCCAUGUCGCCCAGAUCCUGCAGGCAGAUGUGCUCUGGCAGAUGGGACACACCGGUUCCGGUGUGAAGGUGGCAGUGUUCGACACAGGCCUGAGCGAGAAGCACCCACACUUCAAGAAUGUGAAGGAAAGGACCAACUGGACGAAUGAAAAGACACUGGAUGAUGGCCUGGGCCACGGUACAUUUGUAGCAGGAGUUAUAGCGAGUAUGAGGGAGUGUCAGGGCUUUGCACCUGAUUCAGAGCUGCACAUCUUCAGAGUGUUCACCAACAACCAGGUUUCAUACACCUCAUGGUUCCUGGAUGCUUUCAACUACGCCAUCCUAAAAAAGAUCGAUGUUCUCAAUCUCAGCAUCGGGGGACCUGACUUCAUGGACCAUCCCUUCGUCGAUAAGGUGUGGGAGCUGACUGCCAACAAAGUCAUCAUGGUUUCUGCUAUCGGCAAUGAUGGACCUCUUUAUGGCACCCUGAACAAUCCAGCUGAUCAGAUGGACGUGAUCGGAGUUGGGGGGAUCGACUUUGAGGACAACAUCGCCAGAUUUUCCUCUAGAGGCAUGACCACUUGGGAGCUGCCGGGGGGUUACGGCAGAGUAAAGCCUGAUAUUGUCACCUACGGUUCUGGGGUUCGCGGUUCGGGGAUGAAGGAGGGAUGUCGCUCUCUGUCUGGCACCAGCGUGGCCUCUCCUGUGGUGGCAGGUGCUGUCACGCUCCUGGCCAGCACCGUCCUGAACCGGGAGCUGGUGAACCCCGCCUCCAUGAAGCAGGCUCUCAUCGCCUCAGCCCGCAGGCUGCCCGGGGUAAACAUGUUCGAGCAGGGCCACGGGAAGCUAGAUCUAAUUAGAGCCUACCAGAUCCUCAACAGCUACAGACCUCAGGCCAGUCUGUCUCCCAGCUACAUCGACCUCACAGAGUCUCCAUACAUGUGGCCUUAUUGCUCUCAGCCCAUCUAUUACGGAGGAAUGCCGACCAUCGUUAAUGUCACCAUCCUGAACGGCAUGGGAGUCACCGGCAGGAUUGUUGACAAGCCCAUCUGGCAGCCUUACCUCCCUCAGAACGGCGACUACAUUGAUGUCGCCAUCUCAUACUCACCUGUGCUGUGGCCUUGGGCCGGUUACCUGGCUGUGGCCAUCUCUGUGGCCAAGAAAGCUGCAUCAUGGGAGGGGAUUGCUCAGGGUCAUGUGAUGGUCACGGUGGCAUCACCUGCAGAGAACGACUCGGAGGUGGGAGGAGAGCUGACAUCCACAGUCAAACUGCCUAUCAAGGUAAAGAUUGUUCCCACUCCACCUCGCAGUAAGAGGGUGCUGUGGGACCAGUACCACAACCUGCGCUACCCGCCGGGCUACUUUCCCCGAGACAAUCUCCGCAUGAAGAACGACCCACUAGACUGGAACGGGGACCACAUCCAUACUAACUUCAGGGACAUGUACCAGCACUUGAGGAGUAUGGGGUACUUUGUUGAGGUGCUGGGAGCCCCCAUCACAUGCUUUGAUGCCAGCCAGUACGGAACGCUGCUGAUGGUGGAUAGUGAGGAGGAGUAUUUUCCUGAGGAGAUCACAAAGCUGAGAAGAGACAUCGACAACGGGCUGUCGCUCAUCAUCUUCAGCGACUGGUACAACACUUCUGUGAUGAGGAAGGUCAAGUUCUAUGACGAAAACACAAGGCAGUGGUGGAUGCCGGACACAGGGGGCGCUAACAUCCCAGCUCUGAACGACCUGAUCUCAGUGUGGGGGAUGGCUUUCAGUGACGGGUUGUAUGAGGGAGACUUCACCCUGGCUGAUCAUGACAUGUAUUACGCCUCAGGCUGCAGUAUCGCACGUUUCCCAGAGGAUGGAAUAGUGAUUGCAAAGAACCUGAAGGACCAAGGUCUAGAGGUCUUAAAACAGGAGACUGCUGUGGUGGAGGAGAUUCCCAUCCUCGGUCUGUACCAAACGCCAUCAGACGGGGGAGGUCGGAUCGCUCUGUAUGGAGAUUCCAACUGUAUAGAUGACAGUCACAGACAGAAAGACUGUUUCUGGCUUCUGGACGCUCUUCUGCAGUAUACGUCCUACAGUAUGACCCCUCCCAGCCUCAGCCACUCCCACAGCAGAGUGGCACCUCCCACAGGUGCAGAGCGCCCACUGCCACAGAGGCUGGAAGGCAACCAUCUCUACCGCUACUCUAAGGUCUUGGAGACUCACCUGGGAGACCCUAAGCCCCGCCCCCUACCUGCCUGCCCCCACCUGUCUUGGGCAAAGCCACAGCCGCUCAAUGAGACGGCCCCCAGUAGCCUGUGGAAACACCAGAAGCUUCUUUCUGUGGAUCUGGACAAAGUGGUUCUGCCUAACAUGAAGUCGAACCGUCCCCAGGUCAGACCUCUGUCCCCCGGGGAGAGCGGGGCCUGGGACAUCCCUGGAGGGAUAAUGCCUGGUCGCUACAACCAAGAAGUGGGUCAGACCAUCCCCGUUUUCGCCUUCCUGGGAGCCAUGGUAGUCCUGUCUUUCUUCGUGGUUCAGCUCACCAAGGCCAAGAGCAAACCGAAACGCAGAAAACCCCGCAUCAAACGGCCCACCUACCUCCAGCAGCAGCAGACAACGACUGGGAAAAACCCCACCGUGUGACUGUCUGACCUGCUGCCGGACCACUGCUUCAUCGAGGCAGACAUGGGACUGCUUUUAAACCUGCUGGACGUCCACAGACUCUGGGCAUCUCCCGGAAACAUUUUUCGUGCCUCUUGUGUCUGUUCAAGGCUGCCGUCAGUGUUUGUGUGUGUUUGUGGACCAACAAACAGUAUUAAACAAACCCAUAACAUAAAACACACACCUGGUCUGGAGAAUGCCUGUAGGAGUCCAUGCAGACGUUUCCCUUCCUUUUCUCUGACCAAACAAUUUCUUUAUGAACGAAAUGUCUUACUUUUAUAUUUAUUAUUGAAUUUGUUCGUACCCUAAGACUCUAGAAAUACAUGAAAGCCGUCGCAGAGAGAGAAAUCAGGAUCAAAAUGUUGGCUGAAACAUACAUGAUCAUGCAGGUAUCUGCUGCAUGUAGUCUGAGGUUUUCUAAAUCAUACCCUUAUGUGUCAAAAUCAGUCUUUUCAUUGUUUUUAUAUUUUAUAUAAUGAAUGAACUUUUUUCAGGCCUGCUGUUAAAAUUCUCAUGGUCAGCAAAGAAGCAUUGGCAGACUUGUUCAGAUAUAUCUCAUCAAUUAAAAAAGCAUAAUCAAA